Trypanosoma cruzi is the source of this 2727-nucleotide messenger RNA. RefSeq lists its product as uncharacterized. The transcript has a single exon. NCBI's taxonomy places the organism in Eukaryota, Euglenozoa, Kinetoplastea, Trypanosomatida, Trypanosomatidae. Gene Ontology annotation, molecular function: GTP binding. The record is from RefSeq and is a predicted model, not a curated record. Bases 1 to 2727 code for a protein of 908 amino acids.
AUGCUUUUCAAAACGCCAACAUGGCGGUGCGCCUCUUCCAUAACCUUCGAUCUUCUUGGGCGCAUGCCGCUACGCAGCCCUCCGCGCUACGCCCAGCAGCAGUCUGUCACGCGGAAGGUGGCGGACGGCCCGUCUCUCGCUGCCUUGCCGGCAGCCCCAUCGAGAAGGCCACGUCACGCAACGCAACAGGCAUUGUUGGAGAUGGUGCCAGAACCCACCGCGGAUGCGCUGUGUCCCUCCGCGGAUGCGGUAGAUGACGACAUCGUGUUGGACGGCGUUCACGCGAAGCAACUGUGCGAGGUGGCCGCCUCAUCGGAGCGCGAGCGGCUCUGUGAGCAUCACCCGGCGGCACGUGGUGUGGGUUCAGAUGUGAUUGAUUUAGUAACGGAUGCUUUCAAGGAGGAACGGGAGCGGCUUGUUGCCCAGCGACGUCGUGUGUUGUAUGAAAUGACGCACCCUAACCCGUCAGACUACACAUACAAGGAGAAGCUGGUUCCACCACCUCCUUUGAGCUUUGGAAAAAUAACGGAGGAGGCCAAACAACUCGGAAACAAGGUCAUGCUGGGUCAGCAAUACACACUGGUGCGGCAGGCAGGUUUGUUGCGCGAGGAUGAGGACGCCGGCUCUACUACAGUGAGAGGACAACAACGGCGUGCUCGAAGAAAGCCAACAUUGUAUGAUAAUCACAAUUACUUUUUUGAGGUGAACGAUUUGUAUCAGGAGAUUGUUUUGGUCGGCAAGGCCUGUGCGGGAAAGUCGAGUCUGUUAAACGCGCUUCUCGGGCAAACGCUGGCCAAGACAAGUAGUACACCGAACACGACCCGACAAAUUUCCUUUUACCAGAGUGUGUCACCGGAGGAGAUGCAGCGGUACCUCAAUGUGAAGGGCAACGGCUUGGUGAAGCUCCCUGGCGGUGGUGUUCAGUUGACAUUUGUGGAUGUUCCCGGAUUCGGCAUAGAGGGCAUGUCGGAUCAUUGGCGCGACAAGGCGAUCGCCCUCACAGAUGCCUACCUGGGCGUGCGGCGUUCUGUGAACACUGUGCUUUUUUGCGUUGACUGUGAGCGUGGACUCACGAAGGUGGAUUUGCGUUACUUUACUUGGCUAGAAAAUCUUCAUGGUGUUUUUUUUAUAGUCCUGACGAAGUGCGACUCUGUGCCACACUCGCGUGUGUGUUCCGUCAUGCGACAGAUUUAUGCGACCAUCACGAAGUACCGGCGUAAAUACCGGAAAGUGUUUCCGUUUAUCCUCCCCACCUCCGCGAAGGACGGCACCAACGUUGAACUCCUCCGCGGUUUGAUUGCAGAAACCUCCGGUCUCAUCCCAGGCGAUCGGCUGCGACAGAUGUUGAAGGCCAAGGCGGAUGCAGAUAUGGAUGCGGCAUUGAAGGAAGAAGCGAGACGUGUGCAGGAGGCCCACCGUGUGGGGACGCAAAAAGCGAAGGCGUUUUUUACAGCACUAAAGGGAGACGAAAUGCAAAACCCACCAGAUUCUUCAGCAGGCACCGCACCGUCGCUCCCGAUACAAAUGAAUUCGCAAAAAUAUGUGCUUUCUCUGGGUGGAAAUGACAGAGCUGCCAUGAAUGCUCACAUGUCCGCGUCGGCUGACGAACCGUUGCUAUUGUUUCACUCGGAGGACAGCAACGAGAUGAUGAAGAAGAAGAAGAACAAAGACAACAUGCGUGACGCAAGCUACCAUCUUGGAGACGUUGAAGAGAAUGAGAAGGCGCGGCGAAGGCAGCGAUUCUUGGCGUGGCGUCACACACAUCCGCUUCAUCGGUAUAAGUCCGACUAUGGCACCUUUCGCCUGAACACAGGACUUGAACGACCGGAUGCAGAGUGGCUCGAAUUGCCGUACAUGGAAGCUAACGUCAAGGAUGAUAGUGAUGAUGCGAAAGGCGGCGAGUGCUUCGCGGCAGCACCACAAAAGGGCUUGACUCACGUCCAGGAGGAGGAAAAAAAUAAUCUGCGCUCCAUCAACCCCACAGUUUUAACGGGGGACACGGCGAUGAACGAUGAAGAAUACGGAAAGACGACGCCAACGAGAGCGGAUUUGCCCUCCGCAGUGAUUGGAUUGGGUAGGAAGAGCGGACGUUCAGUGAUGCGUCAACAAACCAAUGGUGUUGUCUCUUGUUUUUUAGGAGUUUUGGAGAAGUAUGCGAGUCGGGAUAAGCAGAUGGGCCGGAGUAAAAGACAGUGUGCAAAGGAGGCAAUGUGGCGUGAGCGUGUGAACAUGGGGUCAGUCACCCGUUUCCUUGUGGAAGAGGAAGACGGUCGAAUUGGCGAGUAUAAGGCAGGGAAGAAGUUUGGCCCCUCUCUUGUGGAGCCGUGUAACGUGGAGAAGCGGCGGUCGCAGUGGGCUGCACGUCAGUUUGCACAGCAGGCUGUGACCGUUUGCCCGACAUCUCCAUGGACCGCACUUGAUGUUUUGCGAAAAAAGAGGGAGCGUAUCAAGCAGGAGGCAGCGAUGAGGGGGAUGACGAAAAAGGAUUUGCAGGCGUAUCUUCGCAAUGCCGGAAACGUCAUCGAAGACUUUGAGAAGUUUGAGGGUGAAGUCACGGCGGCCAAAUACAUGAACGAGAUUCGGCAAGCAAAAACACUGCGUUCCCGGGAGCAGAUGCACCUAAAUAGCACCGCAAAAAUAUCAUACCGCUCGAUGCCGGUCGGGUUAUGGAAAAGAUAUGGCGAGAGAAACACGUAUUGGCCGACGUCCCGUGUGAAGGGCCGGUGA